UUUACUUUGGAAGUCCUGACCGGAAACGGUGGUACUUCUGUCUGCCUUUACCGUCGGUGUGAUGAGGAGGGUCUCCUCGGUCUGUAACGGUCUCCAUCAUAUUUAUUUCACUUUUCCGUUUGUUAUCAUUCAUCUGUUCUCUCCAUCAUGGCGGCCGCUGUUCGCCUCCUUCCCGCCGUCACGUUAGCGCUGUUGUCCGGUUUUCCUGGCGCGGGGUCUUCGCGCAGAGACGUGCUCGAGCUCGGGGACACAGACUUCGACUACCUGGCAACGGAGCACGAGACCAUGCUGGUGAAAUUCUACGCUCCGUGGUGUGGUCACUGUAAGAAACUGGCUCCAGAGUUUGACAAAGCAGCAAAAAGACUGAAGGGAACCGUCCAGUUAGCAAAGGUGGACUGUACGGCUCACUCAGAGACCUGUGGUCGUUUCGGGGUCUCAGGUUAUCCCACUCUGAAGAUCUUCAGGAACGGCAGAGACUCCGCCCCCUACGAUGGUCCUCGCACCACAGAUGGGAUUGUUCAGUACAUGAUGAAACAGACCGGUCCAGACUCAGUCCACCUGAAGACUGAGGAACACCUGCACACCUUCAUCAACCACUACGACGCCAGCAUCAUAGGUGUGUUUUCAGGUGCAGACAGUUCUCGUCUGUCGGAGUUCCUGAAGGCUGCAGGUCUGCUCAGAGAACAGUUCAGGUUCGCUCACACCACCAACCUCAAGCUGGGAGAGAAGUACGGAGUCCAGACCGAGAGUGUGUUGUUGUUCAGACCGCCCAGACUCAGCAGUAAGUUCGAGGACAGCAUUGUGGUCUUCAGAGAUCACCUGACCAUCGGGUCCCUGAGGCGGUUCAUCAGAGACCACAUUUAUGGUCUGUGUCCUCACAUGACCGCGGAGAACCGGGACCGUCUCAGAGUCCGGGACCUGUUGACGGCGUUCUACGACCUGGACUACCACCACAACCCCCGAGGCUCCAACUACUGGAGGAACAGGGUGAUGAAGGUGGCGUCGAAAUACAGUGGGCGAGGCCUGACAUUCUCAGUGGCCAAUAAGAAGGACUUCCUGUCUGAGCUUGAGGACGACUUCGGUCUGGGGACGUCGGAUGGAGGAGAGCUGCCGUUCGUCACGAUCCGGACCAAACUGGGCCACAAGUACACCAUGAGGGAGGAGUUCACGAGGGACGGGGAGUCGCUGGAGAGGUUUUUAGACGAUUACUUCACAGGUCGACUCAAACGAUUUGUCAAGUCUGAACCUGUACCUGAGAGAAACUCUGCUGCUGUCAAGGUGGUAGUGGCUGAGACAUUUGAUGAGGUCGUCAAUGAUCCAGGUAAAGAUGUUCUGAUCCAGUUCUUCUCUCCGUCCUGUCCUCACUGUAAGAAACUGGACCCGGUCUACAGAGAACUCGCUGACACGCUGGUCUCUGAUCCAGGCCUCGUCAUCGCCAAGAUGAACGCCGUUGAUAACGACGUCCCGCUGGGAUACGACGUCCAUGGGUUCCCGACCAUCUACUUUGCUCCGGUGGGAAGAAAGGAUGAGCCGAUCAGAUACGAGGGGGGACGGGAGCUCAAAGACUUCCUGAAGUUCCUGAAGCGGGAGGCGAGUCACAGUCUGGUCCUCGGAGGCUUGAAGGACGAACUCUGACCCACGUUCAUCCUCCAAUCAGCAACCAGCUGGUCUCCAUGACAACAGACGUGGUGAUGAUGGGGGGCAGUCAGACCCAAACCUGAAUCUGGACCUGAACCAGAUGAUUAAAGGACAGCUGCUGGGUGAUUCCCCAAUAACAUAGAAACACCUGUCCAUCAUGAUGUCAUACAUGACAUCACCAGGCUGCCUGCUGUCAUGUGACUGUCAACUGAUUGAUUUUAGAUUAUUUAAUUAUUUAUUUUCAGAUGGGGUGUGGUCAGUGAUGUUUAUUGUUUUGGUGGAUGUUGAAAGGCAUUCUGGGAAACGUAGUGACAGGGUUUUAUAACCAGAAUAAAUCAUCUUUUUUCACUUGUAAACUUUAUUUAUUCCCAAAGAAAAACAGGAUCACAGAUAAAUAAAGUUUUAUUGAUUUCAAGACAGAAACAUUAAUAAGAAGUUUUAUAAAAUGUUUGUAGGUUAAAACAACAAUAACAAUAAUAAUAAUAGUAAUAGUAAUAAUAAUAUGAAGCAGAUUUUAAUGUUAAUGAAAUAUGAAAAGAGUGACAAGUUCAGUUUAAAUCUCGAGGUUUUAGCUGUGAACCCUCCUGAUCAAUCAUUUAAUCUGACUAUUGACUAGUGCAGUAAAUAAAACUCACCACACAGUUAUUUGUUUAAACAACUUAUUUAUCGACAUCAUCAUCUGUGGAUUUUAUAUUUUGUGUUUUUGAAUGACAAACUUUCUUUAUGACUUUGAACAGAGCCUCUGUACAGUUUGUGACAAACAUCUGGAGCCUGCUGACACUGGGGAGGAGCUCUGCUGAGAUAUUAAUAAAUACUUCAAAAUCAAACUGAAUCAAA
This is a messenger RNA of Lates calcarifer (barramundi perch), 2475 nucleotides long. RefSeq names its product protein disulfide isomerase family A, member 8 (gene pdia8). The record is from RefSeq and is a predicted model, not a curated record. Gene Ontology annotation, cellular component: cell surface; endoplasmic reticulum. The transcript has 13 exons. Gene Ontology annotation, molecular function: protein disulfide isomerase activity. NCBI's taxonomy places the organism in Eukaryota, Metazoa, Chordata, Actinopteri, Centropomidae. Bases 148 to 1635 code for a protein of 495 amino acids. Gene Ontology annotation, biological process: protein folding; response to endoplasmic reticulum stress.